AUGAAUGUCAAAGAGAAAUUUCAUGAAUAUGUUUUGGACUUGCAGCCUAGGCGGUAUUCAGUUGGAAUUCCAACUGAUGAGUUCAAAUCAGGCUUGUGCAUGUGGUGCGUAGAUGCAACAAUCGGCUGUAAGGUCCUUAUUUGCCCUUGCUUUUCACACAGAAAAGUUGCCGAGGAACUUGACUACAAACGACCCUGGCUUUGGUGCCUCGUCAGUUUUUUAUUUUGCUUAUUUCCGCCCCUUUUAACGAUUCCAUCCGCUAUCCAAAGAAUGAAAAUCAGAAAGGUGAAGCACAUCAGGGGCAAUAUCCUUGGAGACUGUUGCGCAUCCUGUUUUUGCAGAUGCUGCGUUAUGGCGCAAAAUGAGCACGAGAUGGAACCAGUCGACAGUUAUUUUGUUUGA
Molecule: messenger RNA, 402 nt
Organism: Oikopleura dioica
Lineage: Eukaryota; Metazoa; Chordata; Appendicularia; Copelata; Oikopleuridae
Source: the annotation of a GenBank genome assembly